Molecule: messenger RNA, 2773 nt
Organism: Lagopus muta (rock ptarmigan)
Lineage: Eukaryota; Metazoa; Chordata; Aves; Galliformes; Phasianidae
Gene: PRIM2
Product: DNA primase subunit 2
Exons: 13
Coding region: 94-1620 (508 amino acids)
Biological process (GO): DNA replication, synthesis of primer
Cellular component (GO): alpha DNA polymerase:primase complex
Source: RefSeq, a predicted model, not a curated record
GACGGGUCGGGAUGUUGGCUUGGGGCUGGCGGGGUCUUGUGUGACCCUUCGGCCCACCUCACCCCUUUCUCUUUUCUUCACCCCUGUCGGCAGAUGGAGUUCAGCAGCAGAGCGCGGCAGCGGCACCUGAGGCUGGCGGGGGACAGGCGGGAGCCGUACCCCCACAGCCUGCAGUUCUACCAGGAGCCCCCCACCGAGAGCAUCUCGCUGGUCGAGUUCGAGAGCUUCGCCGUGGACCGCCUGAGGCUGCUCAAGGUAGUUGAAAACCUUGGUGUGAGCUAUGUAAAAAGUGGUGAUGCGUACAAAACUAAGCUGGAGGCUGAGCUCCGGAAACUUAAGUUUCCCUACAGAGCUUUGGCUGAGGAUGAUUAUGAUGCAAGAAGAAAGGAUCAUAUUUCUCAUUUCAUAUUGCGCCUUGCUUACUGUCAGUCUGAGGAACUCAGACGUUGGUUUCUUCAACAAGAAAUGGAUCUGUUCCGAUAUCGCUUCCACGAACUGACUGAUGGCCUGAGGCAGAAAUUCUUGGAUCAUGUUAACUUAUCAUUUGAAGCUAUUAGUGAAGACCUGAAAAAUGAAUUGGCAAAUGAGCUGUUUAUGUCAACUCCUGGCCUCAGUAUGACUAAAGUAAAAGAGCAAAUGUUCUAUAAGGUUGGACUGUCAGAUGCUGUUGAUCUGUUUAGAGCAAGAAGAGUGUUUAUUAAAGAUGGAUUUGCAUUUGUGCCACUGAAGGACAUUGAUGCUAUUGUUUUGAAUAACUAUAGAAAAAACUUAUCUAAAGCACUGGCGCUGACAGCACGAUCACUGCCUUCCAUACAGUCUGAUGAGAGACUACAACCACUGCUUAAUCAUCUCAGCCAUUCUUACGUUGGCCCAGAUUACAGCGUACAAAAAAACACUGGAAAAAUUGCUCUAGAGCACAUUGAUGCUCUUUCUGUGAAAUCAUUCCCUCUUUGCAUGCGCCAGUUGCACAAAGCCCUACGUGAGAACCAUCACCUCCGUCAUGGAGGCCGUAUGCAAUAUGGACUUUUCUUAAAAGGCAUUGGUUUGACUCUAGAACAGGCACUGGAGUUUUGGAAGAAGGAAUUUAUCAAAGGAAAAGUGGAUGCAGACAAGUUUGACAAAGGAUACGCGUACAGCAUUCGCCACAACUAUGGGAAAGAAGGAAAGAGAACAGACUAUACCCCGUACAGCUGCAUGAAGAUUAUCAUGUCCAAUCCACCAAGUCAAGGGGAUUACCAUGGAUGCCCAUUCCGCCACAGCGAUCCUGAGCUACUGAAGCAGAAGCUGCAGUCGUACAAGGUUCCUCCCAGUGGAGUAACUCAGAUCCUGGAAUUGGUGAAGGGCAUGCAUUACCAGCUGGCGUGUCAGAAGUACUUUGAAUUGACACAUGAUGUUGAUGACAUUGGAUUUUCUUUGAAUCAUCCUAAUCAGUAUUUUGCAGAAAGUCAAAGGAUAUUAAGUGGUGGUAGAGAAAUGAAGAAGGAACCAAGUCAUUUGGGAAACUCUCAACAAAGAAAUAAUAGUCAGGAAAGCGUGAAUUCAAAUUCUACUCCCACCACUUCAAAUAUGACUACUGAUGCAGAGCUGGAGGGACUGGAGGCAUACUUCACUGAAGAUUAAGCAACUAUGGUAGCUUUUUUCUUUUUCUGUUCUUAACUGAAUUAAUGCUUUUACUAAGAAGCAUGCACUUCACUACUUAGAAGACACAAGCAUUUAGCAAUUACAAUAGGCUGAUGGAAAAGGAAGAAUGAUGCUGAAGCUGUAAUCACGUGCAGUGCUUACUGUUGUUGCUGUAGAAUACUAUUGCAUAGGGCAUCUUGAAAGAUGGAAAAUGGGAAAUUCCUUCCCAUUUCUUAGGUGCCUUUUGCCUGACUUGCCUUUUUUGAUUUUGUUUAAGAUGUAUAAUUAUUUUAUCCUAUUUUGUGGUCAUUUUUGUAUAUUAUUAAUAAAUAAAUUGCAAGAUAAAAAAUUGCAGUAUUUUAUUUUUAGCUGUCUUUAUAUGGCAAUUAAGUGAGACUUCUUCCUUGAUCUUAACUACCUUCUGAAGCAGUGAACAUGUUUUCUACACAAGGAGCUGAAUGAAAUCAGCUUCCUAAUUCGUGUACCUCAGCACUGAAUUUCAAGAACUUGUUAAUGUGCUUGAGGUAGAACCUAGCUAGGCUGUGCACGUUACCUGUGUAGUUGUAUUAUGCUACAGGUUUUAUUCUUUGCAACAGCUGACUGAUUCAAACUAUUAAUGGUGCAAUUGGACUUUUUCUUUUAUUACUAUGAAGAUUUUGGACAAACCUUCAGUCUUUGCUUCUUGUAUGUUAUACGUUCAUUUAAGGGCAUGUAACUUUCACAUACCUGGUGCAACACCGGGUGUUAAAAAAAUAUAUAUCUUUUGUUGUUAGAAGAGGAUUGACUAGUAGGGUUCACUGUUCCUUAAAUUAUUCCUGAUUUAAUUAAUGACUGUUCUGUGUAAAGUACCAGAAUCUUACUCCUUGAAUACCAUAUAUUCAAAGGAGUUGUAGAAAUCCAUCCUGAAAAAGGCUGCACUCCAGAUACUGAAGAUUGAAGCAGCAAGGAGUUACAGACAGUGAUGCUGGUGAAGCACCAGACAGCACUCCACUGAUGUGUGGGACUGUUGGACUCCAUUGAUGGUGAAGGAUUCUAUGUAAUCCACAGAUGACUGAAGGAUUUUCACCUGAAGGUUUUGAAGUGCCUUUGUAAGUCAUGACAGUGCUCUAAUUUUGAAUUUAUUCUGCCCUAACUCUCCUAAAUGAUGACAUUG